Xiphias gladius (swordfish) is the source of this 3801-nucleotide messenger RNA. RefSeq names its product polypeptide N-acetylgalactosaminyltransferase 5. Gene Ontology annotation, cellular component: Golgi apparatus. The transcript is spliced from 10 exons. NCBI's taxonomy places the organism in Eukaryota, Metazoa, Chordata, Actinopteri, Istiophoriformes, Xiphiidae. Bases 460 to 2964 code for a protein of 834 amino acids. The record is from RefSeq and is a predicted model, not a curated record.
AAUCUGUCCAAUCAGGGCUUCCUGGCAAAGUGGCCUUCGGUUGCUACGUCCUCAUACAAAACUCUGUGUCGGCCAAAGUUGCUUUCGUGGAGACCCAGCGGAGACACCGACAACUUUGACCGAGUUUCUUCUCGUCGGGGGGAAGUUGGGGAAUUCCCCCGAAAGAAAACAUAAUGUCUCCGGGCGGUUGGACGUGACCGCAGCGGUACGGUAUGGAGAAAUAACAUUACAUUGUACCUUUGUGCUGGGCCACGGGUGUCAGUCCCAGCUGUGUUUCUGACUGACAACACUGACUACCGUUGCUGCUCUGUGUAAUAUUUUCUAGCAUGCCACGCAGGCAGCUAACUUCUCCACAAGACAAGAAAACUUUGCCUUCAAAUCAGAAGUGGCCCACGCAGUGCAAUACUGUGACAUUAACUUUCAUUUCACCGCGGAUCUCCCUUUGAAAAAAUCUGAAAAAUGAUGAAGGUUAGGAGAUACUUAAGGGGGAGUGGGAGGGUACUCGCAUUCGUGUUCAUUGCCUCUGUCAUUUGGCUGCUGUUUGACAUGGCUGCACUUCGCAUAUCAAUAAACGAUGUGAACAGUCAGCUACUGAAGGAGCAAGUGAUUAGAGAAAGGGAGGUUUUCAAACAGCAGUCCAGGGUGACACAGCUGAUGAAGAGGGGGUUUAAAAACCCAGUGCAGAGGGUGGACUUGGCUGUUACACAAGCGGGCAAAGGACCUCUUAGUCUUGGCAUCAGACUAGCCCAAGUGUACAGACAGGGGGGUAGGAAAGAGGACAAGAAGGAGAACUCUUUCGAGCAACGGGGAGAUAAUCUUCCCAAGGCUGACCGCUCUAAAUCUGUAGCUUCUAAACAUCAACAGGGAGCUGCCCUGCAAAAUGUCACAUCAAAGCAUGGUGUCCCCGCAAAGAAAAAAGCAGUAAACUUGGACCUGAAUGAGGCAAAAUUAGAAAAAAAUAGAGUAAUAGACAGCUCUAAUAAAGUGACACUACCUGCAGUACUGUCUAAUAAAACCCAGGUGUCACCAGGUGCUCAGAAAAACAAGUAUGCUCCUCUACCAACCUCAAAGAAAGAACCCAUUAAAACUGGAGAUGCUGUACAAGGCACUCUGGACAAAAUGGAUUCAAAGACAAAUGAAAAAGUCAAGGAUGAACUUCGCAAGACUGGAACAAAAGUGAGCCAGCUGCAGGCCAAGGAGGCGCACCCUGUUAAAACAACAUCCAAACCUCCCAACAAGGAUGUCAAAGAAAAGGACGUAAACAUUGAUAAAGAGAAGAAACAGGUGGAGAAUAUUGACAAGAGUCAUAAAAAUGCAACGAAGGAACCCCCGAAACCUGUUAUCAAGCUUCAAGCAGGAGAGGUCUCAAAGGAUAACUCCACUGCUGUCAGAAAACCAGGCGUCCACAAAGUGCUCCCUCUGGAUGUGACUCUCACUCCCAGAGAUGUCAACGCGGUGGGCCAGUUUGGUCAGGCAGCCUUUGUUGCCAGCAACGAAGAUGCAGAGGUGAGGAAGAGAUGGGACGAAGGGCACUUUAACGUCUACCUGAGUGACCAGAUCCCAGUGGACCGCGCCAUCCCAGACACCAGGCCUGAGAUGUGUGUACAGAAUCUGGUCCACAAUGACUUGCCUUCCACCAGUGUGAUUUUCUGUUUCGUAGACGAAGUGUGGUCCACGCUCCUCCGCUCGGUGCACAGUGUGCUCAACAGAUCUCCACCGCACCUCCUCACAGAGAUCAUUCUGGUGGAUGAUUUCAGCUCCAAAGACUAUUUGAAGAAGCCACUGGAUGAGUACAUGUCUCGGUUUCCCAAAGUGCGAAUCAUUCGUCUGAAGGAGCGGCAGGGUCUGAUCAGGGCCAGGCUGGCUGGAGCUGCUGUUGCCAAAGGUGAGGUCCUUACCUUCCUUGACUCCCACAUUGAGUGCAACGUGGGCUGGCUGGAGCCGCUCCUAGAGAGAGUCUAUCUGGAUCGCAAGAAGGUGCCCUGCCCAGUUAUUGAAGUCAUCAGUGAUAAGGACAUGAGUUAUAUGCUGGUUGACAACUUCCAAAGAGGUAUUUUCAAAUGGCCUCUGGUGUUUGGCUGGAGUGCAUUACCAGAGGAGUACAUCAAGAAGAACAACAUGACCAUCUCAGAUCCCAUCAGGUGUCCAGUUAUGGCUGGAGGCCUUUUCUCCAUAGACAAAAAAUACUUCUAUGAGCUUGGUGCCUAUGACCCUGGCCUGGACGUGUGGGGUGGGGAGAACAUGGAGAUUUCUUUUAAGAUCUGGAUGUGUGGAGGGGAAAUCGAGAUUAUCCCCUGCUCUCGAGUAGGACACAUUUUCAGAGGACAGAACCCGUACAAAUUCCCCAAAGACAGGCAGAAGACAGUGGAGCGUAACCUGGCAAGGGUGGCUGAGGUCUGGCUGGAUGAGUACAAGGACCUCUUCUACGGCCAUGGCUACCACCACCUGCUGGAUAAAAAGGUCAUUGACAUCGGCAACCUCACUGAGCAGAUUGAGCUGAGGAAGAGGCUCAAGUGCAAAAGCUUCAAAUGGUACUUGGAGAACGUGUAUCCAGACAUGGAUGCUCCUUUAGUCAAAGCUGAAGGCCUGGUCUUCAAUCGUGGCUUAAGAAAAUGCCUUAAUCUGCGGAAGAGCUCUCUUUCCUUCGAGAUAUGUGAUCUCAGCAAACAGAGUCAGCACUUUAAUUACACCUGGAUGAGGCACCUUCGCCAGCAGAGCCUAUGUGUUGCUCCCCAAGGCAAGGGCAAUGGCUUUGCUUUACAGCUAUGUGACAACACUAAGCCUGAACUCCGCUGGUUCCACAAAUCCUCCAACUCAGCUCUGGCGGAGCACCUCAUAACAGAGUUUGUUUCCCACCACAUGUGCCUUGAGGCGGGGCCUCAGGGUGACUCUCUUCACCUCAACCCAUGUGUGCCCAGCAACACCUUCCAAAAGUGGCAGUUCACACACUACCACGCUCUGUGAUGGGACUGAUCAUGAUUUCUGUGUGUUAAACAUGCACUAUAGAGACUUUAGGUGGCCUCACACCACAGUAUGUCUGUGAUCCAACCUCAAAACACAGGACUGUCCAGAGGACAUACGUGUGGUGUAAAGCAGAUGGUGGGAUGUGCAAUGUUUCCGAUGUCCUUUUAAUUCACCAGCAUGGACUGAGUUAAAGAAUUAGUGUCAGAGCAAAGAGAGAAUAUUUCUUCAGUUAGGAAGGUUUGCACCAGAGGUUUCUAAUUUUACAAAAUAUCCUCUACACUGGUAUUUGGGGAAAAGAGCCUGAAACAAUUAUUAUUAUUAUUAUUUUUUUUUUUUUUACUGGGCUAAAGGUCUAUUGAAGAACACUGCAGCAAUAAGAUUUUUAGUACAAGAUGCCAUUUCACUGCCAAAGGUAAAACAAAACAAAUGAAACAAUGCCUCAUAGAUUUGAUAUGUAAAAAAUGUUUGCGCUGUUGGGACUGAGUUGAAUAAUGACUUAAAUUGCAUGUAAAAUAGAAUUUAUUUGUUUGUAUAAAACGUAUCGUAUUUUCGUGAGACAUCUACUUUUUUAGAUGUUGUUUACUUUUUUACGUUUGAUGAGGCGCUUGUGUAAAAUGGCUGUUUCUCUGGUUUUAAUGCUGUGUUAUUUAGGUGUAGGUUUUGUUGUGAAAACUGUCUCUUUGUAUGAUUUUUUUUUUUUAAUUUUUAAAUUUUUUUGUCACUAGGGGGAAGUGUUGGUUCAAAACAACCUGUGCUGUAAUUUCAUGAUUUUGUGAUCUAUUAUCAAACCCUUUUAACCACAAAUUGAUGGAAAUGCAUUUUCUUAAGAAACAAAAA